AUGGCGCCACCAGGUCACGCUGCUAGCGUUCCCAACGUCCCUGGACGCAAGGUCGACAACCCGGAGCAGCUCAGCUUUCUUCGUGAUCACGUUCGUGACCUCUGUCGUCUCGAUCACGCGCGCUUCCCCGGUGCACAGCCUGUCUCUUUCGAAAAAGCUUCCAUCGAUCUCCUCCAAUCCGAAGACUACUGGGUCUGCGAAAAGUCGGACGGCCAACGUGUUCUCAUUCUCACCGUCAUCCCAUCGUUCACGGGGAUUCAAGAGGUGUUUCUUAUCGAUCGAAAAAAUGACUACUACAAGGUGGAAGGUGUCGUCUUUCCUCAUCACAUGCCCAAAGAUCCUGAAGUGGCUCGUGUCCAAGGCAUGCGCAACCAUACCUUGAUGGAUGGAGAGCUGGUCAUCGAUACCGACGCCAGUGGUAAGCAAAAGCUCGUGCUUCUUCUCUUCGACCUCAUCGUGCUCGACCGCGAACUUCUGGCGAAUCGUCCGUUCAGCAAGCGCUACAGUCGUCUCAAGAGCUUUGUCUAUCCUCCUUACGCCGACUAUCUCAAACGCAAUCCUGCCGCAGCAGCGCGUCGCCCUUUCGACAUGCAAGUCAAGAAGAUGGACUUGGCCUAUGGUAUCCAGAUGGUUCUGUACGAAACCGUGCCCAACCUUUUACAUGGCAACGAUGGCCUCAUCUUCACCUGCCUGAACAGCGGCUACGUCAUGGGAACCCAUCCCAAGAUUCUCAAGUGGAAGCCACCAAACGAAAAUACAAUCGACUUCAAGCUCAUUCUCCGCUUUCCACCAGACCUGGAACGUGACCCACGCGGCAACCUUCCGAACCUCUCGCUCAUGCCUUUCUUUGAGUUGCAUCAGUAUCUAGGCGAUUCUGCAAAUGAAGAUUACGAGUUCUUCGACGAGCUCUGGGUCGAGCCGGAGGAGUGGAGGCAGAUGGUCGACUCCGGAGAGCAGUUCGACGACCGUAUUGUCGAAUGUGUAUGGAACGUCGAUCCGCAGCCUGCGACCGAACCUUACAUCUCUCAACAUUUGUCGCUGCCGCCAAGGUGGAGGAUGAUGCGCAUCCGUGAUGACAAACAUCAUGGAAACCAUCGAUCCAUCGUCGAAAAGAUCCUCAAAUCAAUUCGUGACGGCGUUGAAGCUGACGAGCUCGUCAAAGCGGCCCCCGCAAUUCGUGCAGCCUGGAAGACAGCAAAAAGAGAGAAGCGACGCCAAGAAGGCGGGCAAGUACCUGUCUCCAACGCUGCGACGACUCCCUCGAAUCCUUCCUCAUCUCAGCCUGCAUCAACUCAAAGCAAUGGACUUGAGGCCUUUGAUGCCUCCAUGCCUUUCGGUGGCAUGGCAUACCGUGGAGUCAAGGGCAAAGCACCACCAUUAGCAUCCGGCGGUCCACCAGGUCUUAUUCGAAGAUGA
Messenger RNA from Ustilago hordei, 1416 nucleotides. RefSeq lists its product as uncharacterized. The coding region runs from base 1 to 1416 and encodes 471 amino acids. The transcript has a single exon. Gene Ontology annotation, biological process: 7-methylguanosine mRNA capping. Gene Ontology annotation, molecular function: ATP binding; mRNA guanylyltransferase activity. Lineage: Eukaryota; Fungi; Basidiomycota; Ustilaginomycetes; Ustilaginales; Ustilaginaceae. The record is from RefSeq and is a predicted model, not a curated record.